Saccharomyces mikatae IFO 1815 is the source of this 2568-nucleotide messenger RNA. It is a transcript of the gene PSY2, whose product is annotated as Psy2p. Gene Ontology annotation, cellular component: protein phosphatase 4 complex; nucleoplasm. The transcript has a single exon. Gene Ontology annotation, biological process: protein dephosphorylation; DNA damage response. The coding region runs from base 1 to 2568 and encodes 855 amino acids. NCBI's taxonomy places the organism in Eukaryota, Fungi, Ascomycota, Saccharomycetes, Saccharomycetales, Saccharomycetaceae. The record is from RefSeq and is a predicted model, not a curated record. Gene Ontology annotation, molecular function: protein phosphatase activator activity.
AUGUCAUUACCAGGUACGCCAACAACUUCUCCAACUCCGAUGGAUGAGGAUAGCGAACAAACCACUUCGGUUAACACUGAACCAAAGAGAGUAAAAGUCUACAUUCUAGAAAAUAACGAAUGGAAAGACACAGGGACAGGGUUUUGUAUAGGGGAGGUGGAUGAAAGCAAAUUUGCGUACCUUGUUGUCUCUGAUGAGGACUCCCCGACUGAAACUCUAUUAAAAUCUAAACUUGAAGGAAAUAUUGAAUACCAACGGCAGGAAGAAACGCUUAUCGUUUGGAAAGAUUUGGGAGGGAAAGAUAUAGCUCUGAGUUUCGAAGAGAGUAUGGGAUGUGAUACCCUAUGCGAAUUCAUUGUCCACGUCCAAAGGAACAUAGAAUCGAAUAUUUCCUUAGUUACCGUUAAAUCUAGCGACAAUGGACUUGGAUCUGUUCACGACAUUAUAACAGGUCCGGUGACUUUACCCUCUAACGACUCUGAACAAAAUGGCCAAACUUUACUAGAAGCUCUAAAGAUCUUAAAUGAGAAUACGUCUUUCGAUUUCUUGAAAAAUGAAACCAUUGAGUUUAUUCUCCAGUCCAAUUACAUCGAUACUUUGAUAUCACAUUUCCACAAAGCGGAAGAAAAAAAAAUACCGAAAGAUUUAUUCUUGUUAAGUAAUAUAAUCAAGACUUUAAUUCUUUACAACCAAAGGGAUAUAUUGGAAUCAAUGGUGGAGGACGAUAGAAUCAUGGGAAUAGUUGGGAUCUUAGAAUACGACACGGAAUACCCAACAUCAAAGGCUAAUCAUAGAAAAUAUUUGGGUUCAAAAGGCCCCAACUUCAAAGAAGUUAUUCCAUUGGAAAAUGAAGACCUUAAAGUAAUAAUGAAGAAGUGUUUCCGUCUACAGUUCUUAAAAGAUGUGGUGCUCGUGCGAUUUUUAGACGAUCAUAAUUUUAACUUAAUCUCAGAAAUUGUGAUGGAUUUAGAAACAUGUAUCAUUGACUUUCUUCAGGUAGGAACGUUUUUGGACAGACUAAUAGAGCUUUAUAAUACCAAUACCCUUCCAGAUAGUCCCUCAAUAAGAGAGAAGUUUGUAGAGAAACGGAAAGACGGCAUCAGACUUCUGCAACAAUGCGUACAAAUGUCGAUCAAUUUAGAUGCAGUUGAUCGUUCCAAAUUUUAUAAGACACUUGUUCGAAAAGGUCUAUUCAAAGUUCUAGAUUAUGCAUUUCAUAUGGAAACGGAUAGUAAUGCUCGGAUUCUUGCUACGGAUACGAUUAUUACCAUAAUUGAACACGACAUUUUGUUGAUUCACAACGUUCAAAAUGAAGAUUCUUUCAAACAACAACACAAAUUAGCAUCUAAUGUGAAGUCUUCCCUUCGGAGCAAUCCCCACGAUUACAGCACAAGCACUGAUUCUAAGCUACUGUCAAUACUUUCAACGAUCCUCCUUUCCGAUAGGAGCCCGGGAUUGAGAGAACAAGUUGUGCAAGCGCUAAACACAUUGCUUCAUCCAGAAGGAUGCCUUGGUAACGGUGAAGGUUCGUAUGAUCUCAUGGGCAGGUCUGGUUAUGAAUCAAAAAACACAUCGGAAGAUUUCCCAAAUUUCGGUUAUGGUUUAAACUCAGAUUCAACUAACUUAAACAACUAUCACUAUAACGGUGAUGAUAUGAAUAAUUUAGAGGCAGAAUCCGAAUCGGAAUUUCAAGUAAUGGAAUACUUUGCAAAUUUUUAUAACAAGAUUGCUCCAAUACUGUUUGGACCAUUGAUUAAAAAGGCUACCACUCCAGAAAUGAGUGGAAAAAUAGAAAAGGCUAAAAAAGACGAUCUUUUGCUAAUUCAUUUAAUAAAAUUAGUAUCAUUUGUGUGCACUGAACACGAUCGUGUUUUAUCCCGGAGAUUCAUACUAGAAAAUGGCAUAUUAGAUUCGGUCAGCGAACUUGUUGGCGGUAAUCAUAUGUUGCAGCUGAGGUUGACAGCGGUAAGGUGCAUUAAAAACAUUAUGUGUCUCGAUGACAAAUACUAUCAUCGAUAUAUGAUUUCCAAAAAUUUAUAUGCCUCAGUUUUUAAACUGUUCCAGGAGAACAUAGAUAAAAACAACCUUGCAAAUUCAUGCAUUCAAGAUUUUUUCCGUAUUAUCAUAACGGAAUGCAGAGCAUAUCAAGGUAAUCAUCAUAACAGAAGAGAGGAGAAUAAUGGCACUUAUAGUAGCAACGUCAGUAACGUUAGAGUGAGCGCGAAUAACAAUAGAACGAACUUCACCAUUUUAAACAAAUACUUGGUUCAAACUUAUGGUAGCAUUUUGAAAAAGGCAGCUGAUAUUCCUUUCAUUCAAGACAUGCUAGAAAUUGAGGAAGAAAAUCAACCCGAUCAUUCUAGUUUCGAAAAUAGUCUUGAAGGUGAUAAUGAAGUUUCAGUAAAUAUAUCAUCAGAGGGAUUCACUUCAAACCACUUAGAAGAGAUUGACAUUAAAAAUGUCAAAAGAUUACAUUCUGAGAUCGAACACUUUGAAAACGAUCCUCAUUAUUCUAGUGAUCAGUUAGCAUUUAAAAAAACCGUCGACCAAAUGAAUGCAAGCACAUGA